GCUCCUAAGAUCAUCUUCGCCGCAGACCAACCUAUUGAGCUGCCCAGUCGCCUUCGUAGGCUGUCAGCAUGGGGUAUCACAACCUCCAAAAUGGGUAUCGUGCGUGAAUUUGCCUUCCCUACCUUUUCUGCCGCCUGGCGCUUCAUGUCACUGGUCGCCGACGAGUGUAAGGCCAAACGACAUCACCCUUCAUGGCAUAACCUUUACAACAAAGUCACCAUCGAGUGGACGACGCAUAAGCCCAAAGGACUCAGCCUCAAGGAUGUCGAGAUGGCCGAGUUCUGCGACAAGGCCGCCGAUGAGAUCGGUCUCCAA
This is a messenger RNA of Trematosphaeria pertusa, 315 nucleotides long. Its product is annotated as transcriptional coactivator/pterin dehydratase. Gene Ontology annotation, molecular function: 4-alpha-hydroxytetrahydrobiopterin dehydratase activity. The transcript has a single exon. NCBI's taxonomy places the organism in Eukaryota, Fungi, Ascomycota, Dothideomycetes, Pleosporales, Trematosphaeriaceae. Gene Ontology annotation, biological process: tetrahydrobiopterin biosynthetic process. The record is from RefSeq and is a predicted model, not a curated record. The annotation marks the transcript as partial.